AUGGAGAACUCACGCCCCCCGAAUCGACGGCCCAUAACCUAUGGGGCCACUGCUAGAAGUCAAUCUCGGCCGGAUAUUGCCAAAUCUGCGCUCUCCUCUCCCGCCAAAAGAACUUCUAAAGAAGCACACUUGCCGAGUCCUUCGCGUGCCUCGCGAUCGAUGAACACCAAGUUGCAGCACAAGAAGAAUGGAAACAAGCAACCAGCUGGAUCCACCAAUGAAACAAAAACGCGCGCUCUUGCACGACCACAACCUGACCAAGAACCCAAUGUGUAUGACUUUCCCUCCUCAGAUGACGGGCAGAGUUCCGCCAGCCGGCGAAAGCGAAGGCGUUACAAUAUCGAAGACAAAAAAGCCCCGGCACCCCUGCAACUUACAACAUCCAAAUUUACCACUGAUGUAGAAUCUAAAACGGUAGAAAUUGGAUGUGGUAAUGUGUCAAACCCGGUGGUGAAUGAUGUGCGAGAUCGCCGGAGGCCAUUGACCAAAUAUCAGGAGACCCAUUCUAAGAGCUCGAUCAUGCAACAAACGAAUGAGAUCUCUACUUCUGGCAAAACAGGGUCCGGGAUAAUCUUUUCACCAGAGAGAGAUAUUGAACCCACUGAGUCUCCCAAACCACGCAACCCCUUGCCGAGUACUCACCGGGGCUCAUAUACCCCCACCGAGAACGUAACUCCUGGCCGAAGAAGGCUUAUUGACUCCCUGGGAAUAACCGAUUCUCCAGGUGAAACAUCACGAAAGAGUCCUGCUGAGAGCCAGCCGACCCCCAAUCGGGCUUCUCACAUUGCGCAUGUGAACGAUGUGCCUGUGAAUGAGAGCCAACCUGAGAGUCACACUCAAGGUUCUCCUGCCCCUGUACCAUCCCAUCUAAGAGGGUCCCAGGUCACCUAUGCACGUCAGCGGUCCUUCCUUGAUGAUCUCUCUAUGACAGAUGAACUUCCCAUCGCAAACAUUUCUUCUGAAUCGGAGCACCCUUCUAAGUCAGUCCAGCGCCAGCUGAAAUAUGAUGCUCCCCCGAUGGCUCGUUUGAUCGUGGCUGACGAGGAAACCAACGAAGAUGGAUCUGUCCGAAGUAUCCAUGAACUCAGACAGGCAGGUGGAAAUGCCCGGUACCGAGGUGCUGUCGAGUCCAUAUUUGAAGAUAUUGAAGAUCCUCAAAACUCGUUGUCUGGUCGAUGCAAUGCUUUUGUCCAACUUUGUGGCAAACUCCUGGAUACUGGAGCGCGACACCGAUUUGUCGAGUGCAAUUUUGACAAAAGACUCGUGGAUUGUCUUUCAAUUGAACUUCAGGUCAUCCCUGCUAUUUUGGCCUUCUGUGCCUACGCACUGGCAUCAUCGGAUGGAAAUUUGUCAUACGUGCUUGCUACUGCUGCGUGGCCCAAGCUUUUGGACACAUCAUACAUUCUGCUGGACGUCCAGGAUGAUAUAUCAGUGGCGACCAAGGCUCCAGCUAGCGGCCUAUCUCGACCUCUGCAGAAGACAAUCCAAAAUAUUGUCCCACAGGUUUCUUCGGUGCUAUUUCCCAAACCUGCAUUACCGAAACUUUCUCCAUGCAUUCUGGCAUUGUACUGUAUGAAGUCGACCAUCUCGACCCUACAAACCAAAGGCGAGAGCCCUGGCCUUUCCACGCCUCUUCUAAAAUUAUUGGUUGAGAUGCUAUUAUCCGAAAGUUCGCGCUGUGUCACCCAGAAAACCAUAUCACCAGGGAGUUCUCAAAUGCUAGCACUGGGCUUCUCAAUUUUGGAAGCGUCGACUGCAUCGACCGAGUUCAAAGAUGGACAUCAGGAUUUGCUUGGUCCGCUUUCCGGGCUCCACAACCUGCUCUACCUCAAGAGCUCAUAUGCCGACCCCGUCAGCCAAAAAAUCAAACCUCUUUAUAUCCGGGUGAUCCUCAAUGUCACUAACAGCGACCUUCUACUCUGCGAUCAAUUUGCGAAUCCGGAGUUGGUGGGAGGGUUGGUCGAUAUGGUCCUGGCAAACUUUGGUGGCCUGACCGAAGAUGCACUUGGCCAGGAAAACAACUCUCUGGACAGUGUGAUAUUAGCCCUGGGCGCUCUCACCAACUUAUCUGAACGAAGUGGAGAGUCAAGGUCAAUUUUCCUUGGUCCGGCUGGCUCCACGAAUUCUUUCCUUGACCGGCUCCUACGUCUAUUCAUGACCAAUGUCGAUUCCAUCUCCACGGCUCAUUCGGUCUUGGAGGUACAUCAUAAUGUCGCUGUGGGAUAUUUGGCAGUCCUUCUUCUGACACUCUGCCUGGACAACGGCGCUCGGUUGCAGAUCAAGAACUCGCUUGUUCCAAACGGGCUGGCAGCAGUGACCUCCACUGUUGAUGAAUUCUUACAAUAUCACCAAAAGAUUGAAGAGGAAGUCUACCAAUUCCCGAAAAAAGGACAACCAGCGAGUGGAUUCCUAUCCAGGCUACAGGGACUCGUGGCUCAGGUUCGACAGGUGGAGUUAUGA
Molecule: messenger RNA, 2460 nt
Organism: Penicillium arizonense
Lineage: Eukaryota; Fungi; Ascomycota; Eurotiomycetes; Eurotiales; Aspergillaceae
Product: WAPL family protein
Exons: 2
Coding region: 1-2460 (819 amino acids)
Source: RefSeq, a predicted model, not a curated record